GACACUGGGAACAUGGCGGCUGCCUUGGAAAAUGAAUUGGUAGUAGACAACGAAGAUUAUUAUUCCCUGCUCAAUGUCAGGAAAGAGGCCACUCAAGAAGAGCUUAAGUCCUCUUACAGGCGUCUGUGCAUGCUGUACCACCCUGACAAGCACCGAGACCCUGAGCUAAAGAGGCAGGCAGAACAACUCUUCACUUAUGUUCAUCAGGCAUAUGAGGUUCUCAGUGACCCACAGUCCCGAGCCAUAUAUGACAUAUUUGGAAAGAAAGGCCUGGAGGUGGAAGGCUGGGAGGUGGUGGAGAGAAAGAGAACCCCUGCAGAAAUCAGGGAGGAAUAUGAGCAUUUGCAAAAGGAGAGAGAUGAAAGGAGACUCCAGCAAAGGACAAACCCUAAGGGCACAAUAAGUGUGGGUAUAGAUGCAACAGACCUCUUUGACCAAUAUGAGGAGGACUUUGAGGAUGUAUCAGGAGGAGGUUUUCCCCAUAUUGAGAUCAACAGGAUGCACAUUUCCCAAUCCAUUGAGGCACCUCUGACCAAUUCAGAUACUGCUGUCCUUUCCGGCUCUCUGUCCACACAUAAUGGCAACGGGGGCGGAAAUAUAAAUUUGUGUGUGCGACACGUGACUUCAACAAGGGGCUGGGGAGAGCUGGAGUUUGGUGCAGGGGACAGUAGAGGUCCUCUCUUUGGGAUGAAAAUAUUCCGUAACGUAACUGCACGCUGCUUUGUGACUGCCCAAUGGGGAUUGCAGUUCUCCUCACGUGGUGUGCGACCCAGUGCCACUACCAUGAUGGCUCGGCACCUGGACCAGAACACUAUGGGCUACCUGCAGUGGCGUUGGGGAAGUCAGUCCGCCAUGACCACCAGUAUCGUCAGGGACACCAAAACCAGCCACUUCACCCUAGCCUUCCAGCUGGGCAUUCCUCAUUCUUACCUGAUGAUGAGCUAUCAGUACAAAUUCCAGGAUGAAGACCAGACCAAGGUUAAAGGUUCCAUAAAGACUGGGUUCUUCGGCACUAUGGUUGAGUACGGUGCUGAACGAAAGAUCAGUCGCCACAGCGUUCUGGCUGCUACCGUUAGCAUUGGUGUACCCCAAGGAGUUUCUCUCAAAAUCAGGUUGAACCGAGCCAGUCAAACCUACCUCUUUCCCAUUCACCUGACCGACCAGAUUUUACCCAGUGCUGUGUUUUACGCCACUGUGGGCCCACUGGCCAUCUACUUAGCUGUCCAGAAACUUAUUAUUAUGCCUUAUGUACGAGCCCAAAAGGAACAGGAGUUAGAGAAACAGAAGGAAGAUUCUGCCUCAGAAAUUGCUCGCAGGAAGCAAGAGGCUGAAGCUGCUGUUUUGCUGAUGCAAGAGGCAGUAAAGAGAAUAAUCGACGCCGAGGAAUCUAAAAUGGGUCUCAUCAUUCUAAACGCCUGGUACGGCAAGUUUGUGUCCGACAACAGUCAGAAGCGAGAGAGAGCAAAAGUAAUCGACGUGACCAUCCCGCUCCAAUGCUUAGUGAAAGACUCAAAACUCAUUCUUACCGAGGCAUCAAAGGCUGGUUUGCCAGGGUUUUAUGACCCGUGUGUCGGAGAGGAAAAGAGUCUAAAGCUACUCUAUCAGUUCAGAGGAGCAAUGCACCAAGUCCUGUCCGGAGACACAGAGCCUCUUAGGAUACCUAAACAAUCUCAUAGAAUAGAGUCAGAGACAUAGGAGUCUCCGACAUAGCACAAGAACGAAGGACAGAUGAAAUCAAUGGACAUCUGGAGAUAGUCGGAACAAAUAAAGGGACAGUCAGACAUCAAGUGGUGCAAAGGGCUGCUCCUCUUGUUUUUAUGUAGUCACCUGUGUAUCACCUUUUUGUUGUCUGGUUAUCUCAAAUCCCUUUGCAUGUCUCACAUCAAACAUGGUCCUUUGAAGUUUUAAGUGAGACUUUCAGUUGAUGUGAGUCUCCCUCUGUGUUCUGUUAUGUUGUCAUAUCACUCCAUCCGGCUAUCUCAAUCAAUGUUAAUCCUACAUGCUUAUAGAUCUGAUAUAAAAGGGAAAGAAUGCCAGUAAAGGCUCCUCAAACAAAAUCACACUUGACAUCAGCUCCAGGACGUCUAAUCCAAACCGUAAUGGAACACUGUACAACCUGUGCUUUUAUAGCCAUUGCUAUUGAUCUCAAAAUGUUUUUUGAUUAAUACUGUAAGUGCACAUAGAUAUUUUUGCGUGUUUGUAUUGUAUGCCUGCAAAGUCAGUACUUAGCUAAUGCUCAACAAUACUAAACAAAACAAUUAGUUUUAGAGUGAUCUGUUCUGACCAGAGGAGCAUAAUCUCAUUCUUCCCCAGAUAUGUGUGAUAAAAGAAGAGUCAUUUGCAUUCACUCUAUAAUCAAGCAAUAUCAAAUAUACUGUGACUGGACUCCAUCCCACUGAUCAUUUGUCUUUACUUGUUUGUUGUCGCAGUUUAAAUGUAAAAUUUGUUUAGCUAGUUGUUAUUUGCACCUGUAUGUUUGCUUCGUUCUCUUGAAUUGUGCUGCAUUAGUUUUACUGAUGUGAAAUGUCAGCAGCAUUGCACAGAUGGAUCUAGAGUGAAGCUAAAAUAUAUUUUGGAUAAUUUCUUUGUUCGUGUGACAUUUAUUGAUAUUUGAAUGAGAGGUUUGAACCAAAAGAGUUUGUAAGAGUACGACAGAGCAAUGUUUGAACAAUUUAAAUUAUUUAAACAAUAUUUCAAAUUGUCCUUUUUAUUUUUUGUUGUAACCCACUGAAAUAUCGAUUCAUUUGUUGUGUUAUUUAAAUGUGCCAUGCUCUCUUUUGUCCUACAUUUCUGAUUUAUUUAAUUGUCCUUGUGAAUUUGUUGAUUGGUGGGCACUGCCUACAUUAUUUGAAUUGUCUGUAAUAGAUGUGUUUAAUUUUAACUGUCUUUUCAGUUGUAUCACAUUCUUGUUUUAGACGUUUUCAAUAGCAAGGAAAAUAAAAUUUUGCUGUUGCAACACCAAACCCAUUAGUUUUGCUACGUUUAUGCCAGUAAUCCAAUCGAAAACACUCUCCAUUACUGCAUACUUCAAAAAAACUGUGAUGUAAGGAAAUUGAAAAUGCAUUAAUUUCACUACAUUUAUGCUUCUCAUCCACACUAGAACCGUGUUUUCCUCCACCGAAAACAAUGGCUUUCAAAAACUCUCUCCAUUACUGCAAACUUCCAAAACCAAUGACAUUAGGAAACCGAAAAUGCAUUCAUUUUGCUGCAUUAACCCUUCUCAUCCACACUAGAAUGUUUUUUUCCUCCACCGAAAAUGAGACUUUCGAAAACGCUCACCAUUACCACAUACUUUGGAAACUGACACGUUAGGAAAUUCGAAACGCAUUAAUUACGCUACAUUUAUGCCUGUCAUCUAUACUAGAUAAGAAUUUUCCUCCACUGAAAAAUAGCAACUUUCGAAAAUGCUCUCCAUUACCUGUUACAUUGAAAAGCAAUGAUGUUAGGAAAUUGAAAAUGCAUUAAUUUUGCUGUUUACUCCUGUCAUCCAUACUAGAUAAGAGUUUUCCUUCAUUGAAAAAGUGACUUUCAAAAAUAAUCCAUUAGCGCAUUCUUUGGAAAACAAUGAUGUUAGGAAACUGAUAUGUGUAUAUGGCCUAAGGCUGAAUUUCAAAGAACUUUGCCAUGCUGGGUCAAUGUUCAAUACAUCAGCAUUUGAUUGGUCAUUUACAAGGUCAUGAUAUCAUUUUAUUGUGAUUUAAAAAGGAAUUAUCUUUUACCCUUUUCUUGUUAUCCAGUACAGUCAUUCAUCUUGCACAUUUCCUUAAGUUUUAAUGUAGGUCAUGUUCAUGUAAAUGGCUGGUUCAAGCCAAAUUUUGCAACUCCGGAUGAAAACUGUUACAUUCUGAUGCAAAACCUUACAAAUGUAUUAAUGUAGUCAACCAGAAGAGUAAUUGAAACAAUAAAAAGUGAA
Messenger RNA from Myxocyprinus asiaticus (Chinese sucker), 3913 nucleotides. RefSeq names its product dnaJ homolog subfamily C member 11 (gene dnajc11b). Gene Ontology annotation, biological process: cristae formation. The transcript has 16 exons. The record is from RefSeq and is a predicted model, not a curated record. NCBI's taxonomy places the organism in Eukaryota, Metazoa, Chordata, Actinopteri, Cypriniformes, Catostomidae. Bases 13 to 1695 code for a protein of 560 amino acids.